ACGAUAUGAUUUGAAAUAUAUAAGAAAUGCAGAAUAGCAGCUUGGUAGCCUUACUACUCGCUUUCUGGUCUUCUCUCUACCUGCUAGACGUCUUUCUCAAGUCUUAUCGAAGAUAUGGUAAAUAUUAUCAAGAAUUCCAGGAGCAGCAUGGCAUUACAGUGUCUAUUGGACAAGCACGCUGGUAUACAACCUGUAUGAAUAGAGUAUUUCUAAAAAUUGGACAGAGUAAUUCUACCUUAUUCCAUGCAUGGUUUACAUUUGGAAUAUGGUUUGGUAUUAUUGCAAUGGUAUCAUCAAUAGUUUUAUUAGUCUUCAUGUUAAUCAAGACAUUCCAACAAGACUCGACUUCAGAACAAGUGUUGACUCCUGUGAUGCCUGGUGUAAACUUGCCACUUAGUCAGAUUGCCUAUUAUUUUCUCACCUUAGCAGUUUGUGGAAUUUUACAUGAGUUUGGACAUGCCAUUGCCGCGGUCAAAGAGCAAGUACGAGUGAAUGGUUUUGGUGUUUUUAUUUUUCUUCUUUAUCCUGGCGCAUAUGUGGAUUUAUACACGGAACAUUUAAAUGCGAUAUCACCUUUGCGCCAACUUCGGAUUUACUGUGCUGGUGUCUGGCAUAAUUUUAUCAUUGUUGUUGUUUGUAUUUUGUUACUACAUUUUUUACCUGUGCUGUUACUACCACUGUAUACAAUGGGAAAUGGUGCAAUAGUAACAGAAGUAUUACCGCAUUCCCCAGUAUCUGGAGAGAACGGUUUAGAUGUAGGAUAUAAAUUACUCAGUAUUAAUGGUUGUACUAUUAAUACGUCAGAAGACCUAUUGUUGUGUGUGAAUGAUGUCAUCCAUCAACCAACAAAAGGCUAUUGUUUGUCCAUAGAUGAUAUACAACAGAUGAACAAGGCAAACACAGAUACAAGUAAAGAUGCUAGUGAGAGGAAAUAUGCUUGCCUGACAGCUCGAUCUGUGACGGACAGAAUCACAUGUAGUACGUACUAUGACUGUAUAGUACACCGUGAUAUGGCUUGUCUACAUCCAGCAUUGGAUAAAAAUACUUAUUUAUUACGUAUUAUUCAUGAUAGUGGACCAGCUGUAUUGUUUGUAGGGGAUCCAUAUUUCCUCACAUACACUGUGAGAGUCUCUAGUUACAUUCCAAGAUAUACAUUUUCACCGAUAAGUUUUCCAAAUAUGUUAGAUACAUUACUAAAAUAUUUCAUUUCACUCUCAGGGGCGUUGGCCAUUCUCAAUUCUGUUCCUUGCUAUGCAUUAGAUGGCCAGUGGAUUCUCACAGCUUAUGUGGAGUAUAUUUUUGCCAAAUCAAUUCCAAAACCCACAGAUCGAAGUUUUCUCAUAAAUUGUAUACUACUGUGUGGGACACUUUUGUUGGUAUCAAAUAUCCUCAUCGCCAUGGUAACACUGUUUAUGUCAUAG
Messenger RNA from Saccoglossus kowalevskii, 1421 nucleotides. Its product is annotated as membrane-bound transcription factor site-2 protease-like. The record is from RefSeq and is a predicted model, not a curated record. Gene Ontology annotation, cellular component: membrane; cytoplasm. Lineage: Eukaryota; Metazoa; Hemichordata; Enteropneusta; Harrimaniidae. Gene Ontology annotation, molecular function: metalloendopeptidase activity; protein binding. Gene Ontology annotation, biological process: membrane protein intracellular domain proteolysis; regulation of response to endoplasmic reticulum stress.